Molecule: messenger RNA, 1968 nt
Organism: Botrytis cinerea B05.10
Lineage: Eukaryota; Fungi; Ascomycota; Leotiomycetes; Helotiales; Sclerotiniaceae
Exons: 3
Coding region: 126-1499 (457 amino acids)
Molecular function (GO): protein binding; 6-phosphogluconolactonase activity
Source: RefSeq, a predicted model, not a curated record
GUAACUGUAAUAACUGUGACCAUUCACCAAAUUUGAGAUCCUCAUUGCCAAGUGACUGGCACCCCGCCCUUCAUUUAUUAAACAUUCACAUACAUAAGGUGCGCAUUCAUAAUCUUUCCCUCAAGAUGGGGGUAUUAUUAAGUCUUCUCCUCCUUCCACAAAUUUCGCUCCUCUCUACUUUUUCUUCGUCUAUUUCUUCUCCCAUUCCCUCCAUCUUUUUCUUCUCUCCACAUUGUCUGAAACAAACAUUCCCAUAUUUCACCAUGCGUUUCCAUGCUCGAGACGUCUUUGUAAACGGUACCAUCACCGCCAAUCUCUUCGUCUCCUCAUACAUCGGCACCAUCAGCACGUUACAAUUGUCCCGAUCGUUGAAUGGUUCGUACGCGCUCAACACGCUGUCCGUCAACAAUGUGACGACCGAUAAUCCCUCGUGGCUGCACAAAGAUCCGAAGAAUGGCAUCUUGUAUUGUUUGAACGAGGGGCUGAGUGUCCAGAAUGGAAGUAUCUCGAGUUUCUCCGUUGCGGGUAAUGGGGACUUGAGUUUGUUGGGAAAUGGUUUGACUAUCAGUGGACCUGUUAGUUCGGUUCUGUUUAAUGGGGGAAGAAAUAUGGCGGCGGCUCAUUACAGCGGUGCAUCCCUCACCACCCACAACAUCCAAGCAGAUGGAACCCUCUCACCCCUUCAAACCCUGACCUUCACCAUGCCAGGACCGGGACCCGAUCCCCUCCAAAGACAACUCACCCCGCAUCCCCACGAAGCACUCCUCGACCCCACCGAGAAAUACAUCAUCGUCCCUGAUCUCGGCGCCGAUCUCGUCCGCGUCUUCUCCAUCGAUCCCGCCACCGCUCUUCUGACAGAACAAACUCCCUGCACGGCUCCUCCGGCCAGUGGUCCCCGUCAUGGUGCUUUUCACGUGACGGAUGGUGGUGAUACUUACUUCUACCUGGUUUCGGAAUUGGCAAAUACGGUGUCGAGUUUCAAGGUGACUUAUGGAGAGGGUUCUGAGGGCAUGACUUUUACCAAUAUCGAUACUCAUGGUAUUUAUGGUGAUGAGAAAAUUCCUGAGGGAGCAGCCGCGGCGGAAUGUCUGUUGACUCCUGACGGAAAACACAUCCUCACCUCCUCCCGCAACGCCACCCUUCUCUCCAUCCCCCAACCCCCCACCCAUCCCCUAAACAACACCGCUCUCCCCUCCGACACCAUCCAAGCCUGGAGUAUCAACACCGCCUCCAACUCCACCUACGGCAGUCUCUCCUUCUCGCAACUCUUUCCCUCAGGCGGCAUCUUCCCACGUCAAAUGUCCUUGAAUAAAGCCGGGACGCUCGUAGCGAUCGCUUUGCAACGGAGCGCACGAGUUGUGAUUGCAAAGCGCGAUCCAAAGACGGGAUUGUUUGGGGAUUUUGUCGCGGAUGUGCAGGUCGGUGUUUUCGAGGGGGUGGAUGGGUUGAAUGGCCAGGUUACGAGUGUGAUUUGGGAUGAAGUGGAGGAGAUUUAUUAGGUUAGGCUGAGGUGGUUGAGUGCAGUUGGGUGGUGCGGAGUGAGGGGGUGGGGGGUUGCUGAUUAAGGAGCGUGUUGGGUGUUGUUCAUACGGGGUUCGAACACCAGCUAAUUAACCAAUACUCGCGAGGAAUAGAGGGAUGGAGAGGAGAGGAAGUUCAAUUCUUUUUUAUCGAUGAUGUCAUAUUACAUCGCGUCACACCAUUUCACAUCGCAUCACAUCGCAUCACAUCACAUCAUACUAACUACUAGCGACGAAACAUCAACAAAUAAACGAGUAUAGAUAGAUACCCAUCCAUAGAUCCAUCGGAUUCAUCCAUCCAUGUACACAUACAUACCUACUUACAGAUAUCAGUUUUCGAGCCAUGAUAGUUUACCUACAUACGUCCAUUCAUAUUAGAUUAGAUGAGAUUAGAUGAUGUAUUCUAGAUACAUACAUACAUACAUAAAUAAAUAAAUAAAUCGUUGCA